AUGGAAGGCACCGUCUCGAUCCACCACGGCUCCUACGAGGCCAUCCCUACCACAGCCUCGCCAGGUCUGAAAUUCCUCCAAAGAUUCCUACCAGCGCUAGACUCCCUCACUCCCGCCGAAAACCCCAUUAGCCCUUUCUUCACUCCCAGCGCUCCCAUCCUCAUCGGCAGCGAUCCACCAACAGCCGCAAGCCAAGCAGUCCCUCUUAUGGAAGUACGCAGCCAUCACAUCUGCAAAUUCCACCAUCAUGUCCAUCUCGCAUGGGAUAUAGACCUUGGGAGGGACAUAGGUCCUGUUCAAACAUCGUACAACAGGACCGCUCCAAACGAAGAGGCCGCACAAAAGGGACAGCUCUAUGCCCCGCUAGCUGGGAACAUCCAAAUGAAGCGCACGGUUAUGUUCGAAGCGACUUCGGAAACAACAUUCAAAGAGGACCCUGACCAGUUCGCAGUCCGAGUCCGAGAGUUCAACAUUCUCGAUUUGGAAGGUCGUGAUGAGUCGGAUCUGCAGAUCGUUGAAAUGCGCAUCUUUUUGGAUCAGAGACCUAUCCAGGCCCAUUCUGCAAGUCUGUUUACCGGGUCUGGUUAUUCCGGAGAUUAG
This is a messenger RNA of Penicillium hordei, 600 nucleotides long. RefSeq lists its product as uncharacterized. Bases 1 to 600 code for a protein of 199 amino acids. NCBI's taxonomy places the organism in Eukaryota, Fungi, Ascomycota, Eurotiomycetes, Eurotiales, Aspergillaceae. The record is from RefSeq and is a predicted model, not a curated record. The transcript has a single exon.